AUGGCAUCAGAGGUUGCUGUCUCGGCAGAUGAAAGCCAUUUUCUUCUGGAGGGACGCGAAGGUCUACCAAGGACCGUCUUCAGUGCCAAAACAGUCCGUCUGCAGAAGAGGAGCACCCGCUGGCACAUUACUGGGCGCUCCUGGUUUCGCUCGCUGGUGGCUUCCACGCCUGUUCUUCUAGCACCGCUUGCCUCGUUCAUCUUUUACAUCACGCUCGCCGAGUUUGAUGGCUCGCUCUCUGACUUUGCUACCGCCGUCGUGCAACAAGGCUUCGGCGCCGUCCUAUAUGCGUACCAACCGCGUUUCACUCUCAAGGCCACGGCUGCCCACUGCUGCUGGAUUGUUCUACAAGCCGUAUUGGCUCUGACACUACCAGGUCCAAAGAAGUAUGGGCAGCCAACCUCGACAGGCCAUGUCCUUCCGUAUUGUGUCAACGGGCUCAGUGCAUGGCUCGUCACUCAUCUUGUCCUGGCCUAUGCCUGCUGGUAUGGGAUUCUGGACCCGGCCUUCGUGCCGCGAAACUGGGGUGCGUUGGUGUGCGCAAUGAAUUUGGCAGGUUUCUCCAUCUCGCUGUUGGCAUUCGCAAAGGCGCAUCUCAUACCCACCAUUGCCGAAGCGAGACGAUUCAGCGGCUGCUCCGCCUACGACUUUUACAUGGGCAUCGAGCUAAAUCCGAGACUUGGGGACAAUUUCGAUUUGAAACUGUUCACAAACAGCAGGAUUGGUAUGGGGGCCUGGACAGUCAUCGACCUGUCCAACAUGGCAUUUCAGUAUCAGGAAUACGGCAGCAUCGGCUCUUCAAUGAUUCUUGUGACCAUUCUGCACAUGAUCUACGUUCUAGACUUUUUUGUCCAUGAGCACUGGUACCUUGGAACCAUUGACAUUGCGCACGAGCACUACGGCUUUUAUCUUGCGUGGGGUUGCUUUGCGUUUCUUCCCACCACGUACACGCUACAAACGCAAUAUUUGAGCCAGCAGCGCCCUGCACCACUGACAGCGUAUGAAGCUGCCAUGUUUGCUUUGGGCCUCGCAGGCUAUGCUCUCUUCCGUUCUGUAAACCACCAGAAAGACCUGGUGCGUCGAUCUCUCGGAAAUUGUUUGAUCUGGGGUAAGCCUGCAGAGUGCAUCAAAGCACCAUAUCACACCUCGGACGGGAACAGGGGCGAGAACCUCCUGCUCGUCAGUGGUUGGUGGGGUUGGUCUCGACAUGCCAAUUAUGUGGGGGAUCUCUUGUUAAGCUUUUCAAUGUGUGCUCUGGCUGGUAGCGGAAAGCUCUUGGUGUGGUUUUAUGUUAUAUAUAUGGCUGUAUUGCUUGCCCACCGAUGUGUCAGGGAUGAGGCGCGAGGAUCAUCCAAAUAUGGAGCGGCCUGGGAGGAGUAUUGCCGACGAGUCGCGUGGCGCUUGAUCCCUGGUGUCUGGUGA
Pestalotiopsis fici W106-1 is the source of this 1422-nucleotide messenger RNA. RefSeq lists its product as uncharacterized. Gene Ontology annotation, biological process: brassinosteroid biosynthetic process; cholesterol biosynthetic process. The transcript has 2 exons. The coding region runs from base 1 to 1422 and encodes 473 amino acids. Gene Ontology annotation, molecular function: 7-dehydrocholesterol reductase activity. NCBI's taxonomy places the organism in Eukaryota, Fungi, Ascomycota, Sordariomycetes, Amphisphaeriales, Sporocadaceae. Gene Ontology annotation, cellular component: endoplasmic reticulum membrane. The record is from RefSeq and is a predicted model, not a curated record.